AUGCCUCAUAAUAAGGGUGGGCCAUGUGUUAGAAGUGAUAUUUUAGCAUCAACAGCUUGGAAUGCUCUUAUUCAUCAUCCAGUUGAAGAUUCUGAUGCUGAAGAAUUGCCAAGCACAGUUGAUAUAGAUGCCAUUAAAGGUGCUCCUAUAACAGGUCAUACAGGGCAUUGGAAUUCUUUAAAUAGUAAUAUUACUAAAAGUAAUGUCGAAGAAAAAAAUGAAUCUGAUUCUGAUGAUGAUAAGAAAAUUAGUGAUUCAAAUUCAAGAUCUUCAAGUGACAGUCAAUCAGAGGAUUCAGAAAGUGGUUCCUGCAGUUGGUCCAGCAGUUCUGAAUCUAGUUCGAGAUCUAGUUCAUGCUCUUCUCAAUCUGCUGUACAAAGUAGAAUUUCAUCACCACCUAGUCAAACAUUUUCAAUCAGAGAAUCAAAUUUUGAGCAAUCAUCGAGUCGAAGUCAAACGGGUACAGAGAGUGAUAGUUGCUCAUCAAUGAAACACGAAAAAUUUAAGCUAGGUCAGCUAUAUAUGGAUGAAAAAGAGAAAAUGAAGAAACCUACAAAAGUGAAAAGUCGGCUGAGGUUUUCAGGGAUAAAUGAUGCAAAAAAAAAGUUACAUGUUGAUCAAGGAGUUGAUAAUAAAUCACUGAAAGAAACUUCAAUGUCAAGUUUAAAGUUAACGACAUCAGUUACCCAAAUAUCUAGUACUAAGAAAAUUAACAAAAACGGGGAAUCUAAAUCUAGUGUUAAUGUAAAAUCUAAAAAUGAUAAUUUAAAAACGUUUAAUUGUAAUAAAACAGAAGAAACAUCGAAAAGUAUUUCUAUGUGCGAAGGUCCAAUUAUUGUUGGCAAUAAAUUAAAUGAUUCAAAAUCUUUAAGCAAAAAAUUUAAUGGUAAAUCAAUAAUAAACAAAAAAUUGGAUUCGAGUACUAUUAAACGUGAUUUGGACAUUAAUAAAUGCUGCUCAAUAGUCAUGCCAUCAAAUAAAAAACUAUCGGAAGCCAGUAAACUUAGAUGUGUUAGAAAAAAUACAGGAUCUCAGUAUAACAAACCACAAUCCGCUAUUAAACCAGAAGCUUAUUCAGAAUCGUCAGAAAGUGAAAACGAUUGUUCAAAAGAUGAAGCAGCUCACUAUACUGCAUUGGCUCAGCAAUUAAGCCAUAUUGGAAAUUCCGAAACUCUUUCUUCUAUGUCUGAACACUUACAGGUAAUUAAUCAGGAAGAUCUGGCUGCUAUUUUACCAGACGUAGUGACAGCUGAAAACCAUGGAAGUUUUGAUGGUUUUGAAGACGUUUCUUUAGAGUGUGGUAAAAAUGAAAAGAAAAAUGUAAAUCAAGACAGUGGAAGUGAUGUUGAACUUCCUGAUCAAAUUGUUAAUGAUGCCAUUAAAAGGAUUCAUAUAGACAGUGAAGAAAUGGAAAACAGUGAAAGUGAAAAAGGUAAUCAAAGUUCAUCAGACGAAGAUGUGGAAUUUCGAAGAGGAUAUUCAUCGUCCCUUUUGCAACAGUUUGUUGAAAAAACUGAAAUACUCUCAGCUCAGUGUGAAAGAUUAAUUAAUGUUAGUCGAUCAAGGAAAAUAGCAUCUCAAAACAGUUUAUUAAUGGAAAAUAUUUUGGAAAGACGUAUAAAACGAGGAAGACCACCUAAAAUUGUCAAAAAUUCAACGUCAAAUAAUGUAGAAAGUGCACAAGUAGUGUUAGGUAGUGUCGAUAGGACAAAUAAUAAAUUGAUGCCCGAGUUGGAGGCUUAUCGAUUGGAUAGCUCUCUCAGCAAUGUUUCUCCUGAUAGUGGAAUACAAAGCGUACCUGGUUCUCCAGUUAAUGAAAACAUUCAUGUAAGCCCUUGUCGCGAUGUGACACCCCCCAUUCUGAGACCAGUCACUCCUGUUACAGGAAUUCCAAAUAAAUUAUCUUAUCUAACUAAGAAGUCUGACAUCUCUAAAAAACGACCCGGAAGACCGAAAAAAAUAAAACUUGAAGUUUUCAGAAAUUUAUUGCAAAAUAAUAAUCAAAGCGAAACUAAAAAAGAUAAAAACGUUAAAAGUGAAGAUCGACCACCUAUUCAUAGUUUGAUUCCAGAAAGAAGAGGUCCAGGAAGGCCUAAAAAAGCACCACCUAUUUUAGAACCCAACAUUCCUAUGGUGUGCAGAAAUGAAUUAUGCAAAAAAGAAACAAGGAAUAACAUAAACAUUGUAUUAAAUGAAAUUUGCGAAAGAGUUAGUCGUCAGUUAGAUUUUCCUUCUUUAUCGAAGGAAUCCAUGCGUAAUGUCGAGUUAAAUAAAGAAGAUAUUGAACGCAUUUUACUUCAUCACAAAUCUAAGAAAAGUAGAAAUUUGAAAUUUGAUGCCAUUUUUUCAAAGUCAAUGAGAUUGUCAAAUCCUCCUAACGUUGCUAUAGUUAAACCUAUGCAACACCACCGAGUAGAAGAUAAUAACGUAGAAAAUGACAAAUUAAAUAAAAAAUCCGGGAAAAAAUGUAAAAAUGGUAAUCUAGAUGAAAAUACGUGGUAUAGUGUAAAACUAGCCUGUGAAAAAUUAAAUAUUGCUGAAAAGGAAAAAGACUUUACAGAUAAAAAAAGCAGAUCUUUUAUGGAUGAAAAAUUGAAUAAGGGAAAUAAAUGUAAAAAAAAAACGGAAGGUAAAAGUAAAACAAAAGAUUUAGGGCAUAAAUCUGUGGGUUUUGUUUCUACACCUAGAACAUUUCCAACGUAUAAAACUUUGUCAACAAACGAUCAACUUUCUAAAUAUUUUGAAAAAGCAAAACCGAAUUUGCAAAAAAAAAUUCAUAGCUUAAAAAAACCACGGAAAAAUCUUAAAAAAAGCAUAAAAAGGAAAAAUGGUAAAACGAUUCAUAAUUUACUACAUCGUAAACACAAAAAAUGUAAAAGGAGUAUGAAACAUUUAAAAUGUAAACAAAAAAAAUUAGAUAAUGAAUGGUUUUUUAAAGAACUAGAAGAACUCAUUACAGAAUUUCAAAAAUUUUCCAUUGGAAUCGUCAAAAAAUCUAUUUCUUUAGUGACGGGAAAUAAUUUGUGUACAAUGCAAACUGUCAAUUCUGUGCAAAACGAAAUGGGAUUACCAGCUGAUUUUCGGGUAAAAAGAGCCGUCAAAAAAAGAAAAGGAAGUGAGAAAUCUCGCGGAAGUGAUAGAGAGUCUGGAGCGGAAAAAUCUAAAUUAAGUGAUAGAGAAUCAGGGCCUGAAUUGCCUGAAAAUGAAGUAUUAAGGGAGAAGCCCAAAAGAAAGCAGAAAAAAAAUCACGUCGAAGUUAUAAACCAAGGAGCAGAUACUAAUUCUAAUGAACAACGUUUACCUUUGAAAAAACGACAUUAUCAUUUAACUUCUGCUUCAAAUCAGCAAUUACUACCAUCUUGGACUAGUGACAGUACGCAAUCAAUAGUCAAAUCUAUAAAUGCUGACAAGCCAAUUAAUAAAGAAGUUAACAGUCAUUUAAAGAAAGAAGCUGUGGAAAAAAUUAAAUGUGCGGAUAGUCAAAAAAUACAAAGGAAUUCUAUAGACGAAGCUAUUGAAGCAACAAUCACUAGAUACACUACAAAAUCGUGUAACGUCUCACCGGAAACUAAUUCCGAUUCUAAUAGCACUCAAUCACAAUUUAACAAUCAGCAAUGUGUUAUUACAACGCCUAAGAAGAGGCACAGAGUGCCUGAUUUGGUUGCAAAGACUGUUUUUCAAAGUAACAUUUGUAAAAAUAAUAAUGAUGUUAAAUCUAUAUUAAAAAAUUCAGAUAUUAAUGUCAAGACUAUGCUAUCGCUACGUCACGGAGCUGGCAAUUACACAAAAGUAGAACCGUCGUGCGUUCAAAAUUUAAUCAAAACAAGUAAUUUUAUUAAAGAAACUAAUAAUAAAUUAUUUCUUCCGAUCGAAUCUAAAAAGAAAACAGGGAUCAAAAACAUCAGUAAAGAUAUUAAGGGAGAUAAAUAUGUAACAGGUAGUACUAAAGGAGAUAUUGAAAAAUCGGAUAAUGAUGAAAUUUUUACUAGAAACAACGAUAAAAUUAAAAAAUAUGGGCUGAAAAAUUCUGAACAUUCUGAACAUCUUCAUUUUUCGAAAACCAGUGAGGAAAGACUCAAAAAAUAUGAGUUUAAAAAUGUUCUCUUCGAGAAAACUUUGUCCAAAACAAGUCAAAAACAACAUUAUACGAGGUCAAGUUCUAAAACCGACAUGACACCUUCUGAUCAAACGCAAUCAAAUAAUAGUAAAGAAGUACAUUUAUGUAAAUUCAACGGGUCCAAAGAAUCAAAUGAGAAUGACCACGAUGAUGAUAAAAUUUCUGAAAAGCUUCCGGAAAUUGAAAUAUUCGAUUCGUCUCUCGAUGCAAAAUAUGAUGGUAAAACAUUAUCACCUACGGUGAAUUUACAAAAUGAGAAUGAUAAAAAUUCUUCAAAUUUAAAAAAAUAUCGAGAUGGUAGAAUUUUACAAUCAGUUGAAGAAAAACGAAAAGACAAAAGUCACAAAAAACUUUUCACGCAAAAAAAAGGAAUCAGAAAAAGUAAUUACUUUAAAAAACCCAGGUGUUUGAAAAGUUGUAAGGAAGUCAGAGUUAAUGUGAAGGAAUCGACUCCAAAAGAUAUAUUAAUUACAAAAGGGGUUGUAGAAAAAAAAAAAGUUAAACGUAGAAAAGCUAUAAACAGAACGGGUUUCCCAAGUAAUAAAAAAAAGAAGAAAAAAAUGUCUAUAAAAUUAGACGAAAUUGAGGAUAAGACUGCCUCGGAAAUGACAAAGUUUUCAAAUCCCGACGGUUCUGCCACAAAAUUACAGGAAUGUGAAACUGAUAAAUUUUCAGAGGAUUCAAACAAUAAAAAAAAUAAUUUGAAUCUAUCAACAAAUACUACCGAUUUAAAUAAGUCUUUAGACUGUCCUACCAAUGAAUCCGUGAAAACCGAUGAUGAUGAAAAUAAUUUAGAAAAUAAUAGAGGAAAUCAAAUUUCAUUGGAAGAAACAACCGUACAAGAUUCCAUUACCGAAGAACGUGAAUCUAAAGUCGAAGGGAAAGUAUCCGAAUCGAGCGGUACAAAAAGAGUGAGAAAAAAUAGUAGUUCGCUAUCAGAUUUAGUUGCUAAAAAAGUGAAAACGAUUAAAACAGAAAAUGAAGAACCUAAAGUUAAAAACAACGCUGACCUUCAUAAAGGAAUCGAAACAACAACGGGAACAAUUUCGACAAGAAAAAGGAAAAGUUUGAAUACGACAAAAAAUAUUAAUUUUGGUUUGAACAGGUAUCAAUAUCCACUUUUAUCAAUGAAGAAAUUUAAAAGAGCUAAAGAAGAAUUAAGAGCACAAAGCGAAGAAAGUAUUUGCGAUUCUGUCGAAGAAGAAGUUUCUAAAAUAAAAAAAUCACAUCCGAGAUGGCGAAAAAAAUAUUUAGCUGCUGGCUUAUUUUCUGAUUUUUACAAACAGGAUCCACCUCAAAAAGUGAAUAAAGUAAAUGAAAAAUCUUUGUCUAAGCUAGUGUACCUUCUUGCUGAUCAAGAAUUAGACUUAUUACCCCCACCAUCUUAUUGUAAUAAGUAUGUCAGACUUAGAAGAGUGGAUUAUCAACUCCCUUUCGAUCUGUGGUGGCUUCAUACACAUUCUCAGCUUCCAGGCCGGGAUAUUGUUCCAAGUUGGAAUUACAAAAAAAUUAGAACCAAUAUUUAUUAUGACGUCAAACCGCAAAUGACGGGUACUUAUGAAGCUCAAGCUUGCAAUUGUACAGUACCUCUUAAUACAAAGCAAAAAGGUUGCGGCGAAGAAUGUAUAAAUCGAAUGGUUUUUGCCGAAUGUUCACCACAAUUAUGCCCUUGCAAAGAAAAAUGUUCAAAUCAAAGAAUACAAAAGCACGAAUUCGCUCCGGGUUUGCAAAAAUUCAUGACUAAAAACAAGGGUUGGGGCAUAAGAACCAAGCAACCAAUCAAGGCGGGUGAUUUUAUUCUUGAAUAUGUGGGUGAAGUAGUUUCAGAUAAGGAAUUUAAAGACCGUAUGGCAAGCAUUUAUGUAAAUGACAAACAUCACUAUUGUUUACAUUUGGAUGGAGGAUUGGUGAUUGAUGGACAUCGAAUGGGAGGCGAUGGUCGAUUCGUCAAUCAUUCUUGCAAUCCUAAUUGUGAAAUGCAAAAGUGGUCCGUAAACGGUUUAUUCAGAAUGGCUCUUUUUGCUCUUCGAAAUAUUCCAGCCCAUCAAGAGCUUACUUAUGAUUAUAAUUUUUCUUUGUUCAAUCCUGCCGAGGGUCAACCUUGUUAUUGUGGGACCAACGAGUGCAGAGGAGUUAUAGGGGGGAAAUCUCAAAGGAUUCCAUUAGGAAAUGGACAAAAUGUCGUCACGUCUGAAAAAAAAGAGAAAAAAAUGGUUGGCAGACCAAGGAAAACAGGCAAAGCAAAGAAACACAACGUUCGAGACAAGAAUAAAAUAGAAACUGUUACAGUUAAGCCAUCAACUAAACCAAUGUCUCAUCAACAAAGAUGUUUUGUACAAAUGCAUCAUUGUUUUUUGCUUAGGAAUGUUGAUAAGGUAAAAAGAAAUAAAAAUAAUUCCAAGUGGAAUUGGAAGCAGUCAAAUAACGAAGUUCAAAGUUUUUCGCGUCAAUUACCCGAAAUAAAGCAAUCCGAUGUGUUUUAUACUCAGUUAAACGCAUUAUCCACAUUACGUUCAAUUAAAACACGUAGAUUAGCUCAAGCAGAAGAUAAUCCAGAGUUGACAAAAGUGGCAAAGUUAGCCUACAUCUUCAAAGACUUGUACAGUGCUGUUAUUUCGGCAAAAGAUGAAAAAGGAGAAUUGUUAUCGGCCCCCUUUACUAAUCUCCCUCCCAAAAGAAAACUUCCUGCUUACUACCAAAGGGUAUCCGAUCCUAUAGAUUUAAUUACGAUUGAACAAAAUAUAAAUACAGGAAACUACAAAACAAUCGAAGCAUUUGAUCAAGAUAUGACAAAACUCUUCAAUAAUAAUGUUAAAUUUUACGGCAGGACUUCAGAAUUAGGUAUUGCCAGCACCAGGUUACGAAGAGUGUAUUGUUUGGCGAAAUAUGAUUCCGCAAGUGAAUUAGAAAAAGUUUUGGGUGAUGCCAUUCCGUCAUCUUUCAUUCCAGAAAACGCUAACCCUGGUGACGAAGAAGAAGACGUCAUACGAUGUAUUUGUGGACUGUACAAAGAUGAAGGAGUAAUGAUUCAAUGUGAAAGAUGUUUAGUGUGGCAACAUUGUGAUUGUGUAAAAGCCGAUGACUCUGUUGAACAUUAUCUGUGUGAAAGAUGUGAUCCUAGGGAAGUUAAUUUGGAAAUUUUGAUCGAUCCUCAGCCCGAAUAUGCCACAGAAGAUACAACUCAUUACAUAAGUCUUUUAAGAGGUGAUCUUCAACUAAGAAUCGGCGAUGCCGUUUACGUUUUAAGAGACAUGAUCGAGGAAAAUACACCGAAAACUUCUCCGCCUACAAAAGUGACGUAUAAAACGAUACAAAAUGUAAAUUAUGCGGAUUUAGAUAUUUUCAGAAUAGAAAGGCUUUGGAUAGAUAAAAAGGGUGACAAAUUUGCAUUUGGACAUCAUUAUUUGAGACCUCACGAAACAUAUCAUGAACCUACAAGAAAAUUUUUUCACAAUGAAGUAAUGCGGGUGCCUUUAUACGAAGUGGUACCUUUAGACCUUAUCAUGAAUCAUUGCUGGGUAUUGGAUUUAAAUACCUAUUGUAAAGGUCGGCCCAUAGGAGCUCCGGAGGAACAUAUUUAUAUUUGUGAAUACAGAGUGGACAAAAGCGCUCAUUUAUUUGCCAAAAUAGCCAAACCUUAUCUUAUUUGUACUAAGACUUAUGCAUUUGAAAAAUUUGAUGUCAGAUUAAAACCUACUAGAACUUAUACCGUACAUGAGGCCAAAAGCGAGUCGCUAAAACAGAGUGAAUCAGAUGAAGAAUUGCCACUUGCUAAAAUCAAAGAAAACGUACACGCUGCAAAGAGAGAUGAACAGAAAAAAAGAUUAAAUUCGAUUCUUUUAAAAUUGUUAAGUCGAUUGCCUAAUAAACAGCCUUUGGAUUUAUCUUAUUUAUUGGAACCGGUAAAAAGAUUUCGGGGAAAGGCUCAACAACAAGGAAAACGAACAUAA
This is a messenger RNA of Pediculus humanus corporis (human body louse), 8067 nucleotides long. RefSeq names its product protein MLP1, putative. Lineage: Eukaryota; Metazoa; Arthropoda; Insecta; Psocodea; Pediculidae. The record is from RefSeq and is a predicted model, not a curated record. Gene Ontology annotation, cellular component: nucleus. Gene Ontology annotation, molecular function: histone methyltransferase activity; protein binding; DNA binding. The coding region runs from base 1 to 8067 and encodes 2688 amino acids. The transcript is spliced from 22 exons.